This is a messenger RNA of Priapulus caudatus, 2067 nucleotides long. Its product is annotated as probable malonyl-CoA-acyl carrier protein transacylase, mitochondrial. The transcript has 6 exons. Gene Ontology annotation, molecular function: transferase activity. Lineage: Eukaryota; Metazoa; Priapulida; Priapulimorpha; Priapulimorphida; Priapulidae. The record is from RefSeq and is a predicted model, not a curated record. The coding region runs from base 330 to 1643 and encodes 437 amino acids.
AACAUGUCUGCCCCCGUGUGAAGAUGGGUGUUUACUUCGGAAUUUGUUUUGUCAACGACUGUUAUCAAUCAUAAUUCAAUGCAGUUUUUAGGUUAUAAGAAAUUACGUGCCAAAAUAUGCGCAUCACUUGCAACUUUAUGAACCAGCGCAUAUAAUUUUUCUUACCCUUAUUUUGUUAUUGAUUGUUGUAGUAUCAAUAUAUUAUCAUCGUCUUGUAAGUUGUAUUUUCUGGGCACCUUGAGGUUGACAUUGCCAUUGCCAUCGCCACAUUUUUUACCCUACGCUACUGUUUACAUUUUCGGCUAUCAAGAAACUGAACACCCAGCACGAUGCUCUUGCGACUAUUUCGCAGGUUUACCCUGCAUCCAAACCUUUCUUUGCAUCUACCGAGGAAUUCCCAGUCUGUCUGCGUAGUGUGCAACAACAAGUUUGGCCUGAGAUCACUGUACAGUAGCAAGCAGUUCAGAUCACCACUAAACAACAAUUCUGAUUCUCGCGAUGAGCCCCAAGGUGGUGAAACGCAACCUCAAGAACAAUCGCCCGCUAAGGUUGACGUAAAAGGUCUCCUGGAUGAUGCAGUAGUUGGUGAACAUGAGGCGAGCCACCCAUCCGAUGCAUGGACUCAGUCCCUUUAUCCAGACACGACCAACCCAAAGCAGAGUCAGGCUGCGAAAUCAUAUAGACCUAAUGUCGACCCUUGCGAGACAUCGAUAUUUCUUUUUCCUGGCCAGGGUAGUCAGUUUGUUGGCAUGGCGAACGGUGUACUUGAGUACCCAAAUACGUUGGAACUAUUCAAGGUCGCUAGCGACAUACUAAAGUUCGACUUGCUCAAUCUGGUCUCUGAGGGUCCAAAGUCACAACUGGACAAGACUGUUAACUGUCAGCCAGCAUUGUUGGUGACUUCCCUGGCUGCUGUGGAGAAACUUCGGUGUACAAAUCCUAAGGCCAUUGAGCAAUGUAUCACAGCAGCUGGCUUCAGUGUUGGAGAAUAUGCAGCAUUGGUCUUUGCUGGUGCUAUCAGUUUUGAAGAUGCACUCAGAAUUGUAAGUCUACGCGCCCAAGCAAUGCAGGAGGCAUCAGAAGCGACACCUAGUGGCAUGUACUCUGUGUUCGUCAGUUCGCAGUCACGACUGGGUCUGGCAUGUGAGCUUGCAAGGGAUUGGUGCAAGAAACAUGGCAUUGUAAAGCCAGAAUGUGGCAUUGCCAACUACAUGUACCCAGGCUGUAAAGUUGUUGCAGGACAUGACGAGGCAUUGAAGUUCAUCUUGCUUAACAAGGAAGAGUUUGGGCUUCUGCGGAUGAGGCGGCUGCCAGUAAGUGGAGCCUUCCACACACCUCUUAUGGGGGAAGUUAUUGGUCCGCUGCGUGAUGCACUCAAACAGAUCGAAAUCAGGGCACCACUAAUCCAUGUGCACUCCAACGUGGAUGGUAUGCGCUACAGGAACCCUGAGCACAUCCGCAAGCAACUGGUAAAACAGGUGCUUAAGCCAGUCAAGUGGGAGCAGACGAUGCAUGCUAUCUAUGAGCGAAAGCCAGAUGUACUGUUCCCGCGCACGUAUGAGGUUGGGCCAGGCAAGCAGCUCACCACUAUCCUAAAGAUGGUGAACCGCAAGGCAGCAGACAUCUGCACACCCGUGCUGUAAGUGAAUAUAGCCCUCUUGCCAGUUGCGCUGAUGUAUUCAGUUGAUGUAUAAAGUAAAAUGAUGACUGUGGGUCUAUAACGAAGAGCGGGAAGAAGAGGAGUAGAGCAAAUUAUGCAAAAAUAAACACUAAACAUUUAAAAAAAAUAGGUGAUUCGUGGGAAUUAUACUGGUGAAAUUUUGAAAUAUUUUUUUAAUAAUUGUUCUGAUGGAUUCUGAGCAGAUAAAUCAAUGCUGUAAACAUGUUAUUUCUUAUGUAGUUUUUUGAUAAUUUUUUACGAUUAGGAAUCACUUCAACUUUUGUAGCAAAUAUACAGUAUUUAUAGAUAAAUAUUAUUUGUGAACAUGACCAUGUCUAGUUUAUUGUGUAGGUUUUUCUGUGACACAAAGUAAAAAUAUAAAACAAACAAAAAGUAUUGCCAAAAAA